This is a messenger RNA of Rhodofomes roseus, 402 nucleotides long. RefSeq names its product RlpA-like double-psi beta-barrel-protein domain-containing protein-containing protein. The transcript has 4 exons. Lineage: Eukaryota; Fungi; Basidiomycota; Agaricomycetes; Polyporales; Fomitopsidaceae. Bases 1 to 402 code for a protein of 133 amino acids. The record is from RefSeq and is a predicted model, not a curated record.
AUGGUCCACUUCGCUACCCUGGUCAUCGCGCUCUGCGCCUUCUUCGCCUUCGUGGCUGCUUCGCCCGUGGCGAACCUCGAGACGCGCACCACCAACACCGGCACGGGUACGUGGUACGAGGUCGGGCUGGGUGCUUGCGGGUCCACCGACGCCGACUCGGACUACGUCGUCGCGAUCUCGCACGACAUCUACGGGAGCGGCGACAACUGCAACCAGUAUAUGCGCAUCGAGAACACUGCCAACGGCCAGGUCGCGUACGGCCAGACUCGUGAUAAGUGUAUGGGCUGCGAGUCGACUGCCAUCGACAUGAGCCCGUCGCUGUUCCAGGCCCUCGGUGCCUCCCUGGACGACGGUACCGUGACUGUCUCAUGGAACUUCAUGUCCAAGGACUACAGCCCGUGA